UGCGUGUACCGACCCGGCCAUUAUCAUCCUGUAUUUGUAAGCUGCCGGUGGUGCCGUGUGUCGCUAACUGCUGUCGCGUCUGCCGUCUCACCCCGUUUCCUCUCCGGUCGUAUUUUUCAACAUUUUCGGUGCAAAAAUGGCAAACAUCGGACGUCUGCUUGCUUCCCGUGUGGCGGGUCAGCUGGUGCGCAAUGUCGCCACCAACCAGCAGCAGCAGCAAGCCAACCUGCUCCGUUUCUAUAGCAGCGCCCCGAAAGCGUACGAGUUCAUCAAGGCGGAGCUGGCGGGCGAGAAGAAGAAUGUCGCCGUGAUCACGCUGAACCGCCCGAAAGCGCUGAACGCACUGUGCAAUGGGCUGGUGGCGGAGAUUAGCGACGCGCUGGACCGGUACGAGGCGGACGAUUCGAUCGGUGCGAUCGUGAUCACGGGCAGCGAGAAGGCGUUCGCGGCCGGCGCCGACAUCAAGGAGAUGCAGCCGAACACGUACGCCAAGUGCAUCAACACCGACUUUCUGGCCAACUGGACGCGGGUGGCCAAGGCACAGAAGCCCGUCAUUGCGGCGGUGAACGGGUACGCACUGGGCGGUGGCUGCGAGCUGGCGAUGAUGUGCGAUAUCAUCUACGCGGGCGAUAAGGCACGGUUUGGGCAGCCGGAAAUUGCGCUCGGAACGAUCCCCGGGGCGGGCGGUUCGCAGCGUACGACCCGCGCGAUGGGCAAAUCGAAGGCGAUGGAGAUGUGCCUGACAGGGAACAUGAUCACGGCCGAGGAAGCGGAACGAUCGGGGCUAGUGAGCAAGGUGUUCCCGGCCGACAAGCUGGUCGAGGAGGCGGUCAAGCUGGGCGAGAAGAUUUCCACCUUCUCGCCGCUGAUCGUGCGGCUGUGCAAGGAGGCAGUCAACGCGUCGUACGAGAUGUCGCUCAACGAGGGGCUGCGCUUCGAGCGGCGCCACUUCCACGCGACCUUCUCGACCAAGGAUCGGCUGGAGGGUAUGACGGCGUUCGUGGAGAAGCGUGCGCCAAAGUUCUCGAACGAAUAGAGACCGAGGAAGAGGAAGUCGAUGCAUACAUUCCUUUCUCCCAGUGCCGGACGAGUUGUGCCGUUUUUCCAUUUUCGGCCAUUUACAAACACACCAGUUGCAUUUACUGUGCCUGAGGCGAGGAAGGUGUUCAUCGCUCAUGCAGGCAUAGCUUAUUUUUAUACACAGGUUUUCGUAAGGUGUAACAUUACGAGAUAACAAUGAACCGAAUAAAAUUCGCCUAGUAACAA
Molecule: messenger RNA, 1266 nt
Organism: Anopheles coluzzii
Lineage: Eukaryota; Metazoa; Arthropoda; Insecta; Diptera; Culicidae
Gene: Echs1
Product: probable enoyl-CoA hydratase, mitochondrial
Exons: 2
Coding region: 137-1036 (299 amino acids)
Biological process (GO): fatty acid beta-oxidation
Cellular component (GO): mitochondrion
Molecular function (GO): enoyl-CoA hydratase activity
Source: RefSeq, a predicted model, not a curated record